Molecule: messenger RNA, 1129 nt
Organism: Notechis scutatus (mainland tiger snake)
Lineage: Eukaryota; Metazoa; Chordata; Lepidosauria; Squamata; Elapidae
Gene: RMDN1
Product: regulator of microtubule dynamics 1
Cellular component (GO): cytoplasm; mitochondrion; spindle microtubule
Molecular function (GO): microtubule binding
Source: RefSeq, a predicted model, not a curated record
UCAGAGACAUGCGAAAAGCCUGUGGAGGCGUUGAACAGGCAGUUCCUGUUUCCGGCAUAUCCGAGGAAAGGGUGAUGGGAGGAGGCGGAGGGGCGGAAAAAAAAAUAACAAGGAAAGCUUUUUGUCAUGGCGCUGGGGAAGGUGGCAGUGCGACCUUGGUUUCGAAGUUGCUCUUUCCUGGAGACCCGUUUCUUUUGCGAGGCUCCAAGAAUAAAAUCCGGCUGCAGCCGUCAACUUUCUUCAGGCCAUGGAGGAAUAAGGGGAGUCGAGGUGUUUGAAAAAUUCAAAAUUUUCAGAAGAGGGUUUAUAUUUUCAGCAUUGUCCUACCUCGGAUACAACACUUAUCUAGUAAUCUCUCGGUCUGCUAUGGUUCUUGCUGAUGUGAAAAUUGAUGAAAUCAUACAUCAAGCAGAUUAUCUCUAUGGAAGUGGAGAAACCGAAAAGCUUUAUCAGUUGCUGAGUGAACACAAAAACAGUGAAAAUGCACAAGUAUUGUGGCGUCUGGCACGAGCUUUACGAGACCUUGCUCAACUUAGUCACACUUCACCAGAAAAAAAGAAGCAGCUGGCUUAUGAAGCCCUUGGUUAUGCAAAGAAGGCACUAGAGAAGGACAGCAAUUGUUAUUGUGUACACAAGUGGUAUGCAAUAUGCCUCAGUGAUGUGGGAGACUAUGAAGGAAUAAAGAACAAAAUCUCCAGUGCUUUUGUUAUUAAGGAACAUUUUCAGAAAGCAAUUGAUCUGAAUCCAAAGGAUGCUACUUCACUUCAUCUUAUGGGCAUUUGGUGUUACACAUUUGCUGAUAUGCCAUGGUAUCAGAGGAACAUAGCCGCUAUUUUAUUCUCAACACCACCCAGUUCUACCUAUGAAGAAGCAUUACAGUACUUUCAAAAGGCUGAAAAUGUUGAACCAAAUUUCUAUAGUAAAAACUUGCUGUUCUUGGGAAAGACAUACAUGAAAUUAAAUAAUAAAAAGAUGGCCCUUCUCUGGCUAACAAAAGCUAGAGAUCGGCUACCACAUACAGAGGAAGAUAAGCAGGUACAAAAAGAAGCUUUGGAACUACUAAAUUCUAUAUGACACGAUUACUCAAAAUAUAUGAUGAACUAAGAAAAUAAACAAAGCUAAACUGUUA